UAGGCAUUGAAAUUAUCCACGAUGGAGGCAAAGGAAAGAAGACAAAGAACAGGAGGCUACAUGUGUAAAGAUAGUUCAUGAUGGUCGCAAUGUGAGAUAGGAACUAGGAUUGGGAUAGGAUGCCAAGUGGCAGCACUGGAAAUCGAAAAGAAAGAGAAAAGCAAGAAAAACAUCCAAUUAUAUCCCACUGCUGACCAGUUCGUGGGAAGGCAGGCAGGCGACUUGAACAAGGCGGCAGCAAAUUAGUCAAUCGCCCAUGAGGAGGCGGCUGAAACGACCAUGUUAUCAUUAUUCAUCAAUAGGUGUGUCAAGAAACCAUCAUCAUCAGAUCAAAAGAGUAAUACUACCGGUACCGGAGGUGGUAAGAAAAAGAUGAAGGAGGAAGAGGGGGUACAAAUUAGAGAUAGAGAUGGGGGGGAGGAGGGGGAGGAGCAGCAGCGGAAAUCAAGGUCUCCUUCUCCAUCUAACUGUUGCCCCUCCUCCCCUAAUUGCCUUGGCCGAACCAACACAACUAUGAGUGCCGAUCAUCGUCGUCGCCGUCGCCGUCAUAGUCGUCAGGCUAGCAUUAAUUCUCGGGAUUCUAAGCUCAGCGGGGAUAAACUCACCACCGUGACGACGACGAGAACAUCUAGAUCCAACUUUGCGAAAUCCACGACUUCAACUCUGUUCCUUGGCACUGAAUUCACCAACCAUGAAUCCCUCCCUUCCCUGGCCGACGCCCUGUCUAGCUUCACCCAAACAUAUCCCCACUUCAAGGACACCCAGCGAGUGGAUCGCAUCAGACUCCGCCAUUACCCCCACCUCUCCCACCACGUAUGCCUUGACUACGCCGGUUUCGGCCUCUUCUCCCAUUCACAGCUACAAUCUCAUCAUUCCCCUCAUUUCUUUGACGUCUCUUGCAAAGCAGCCGCCAGCUUGACAUCCCAAGUCAAUUACGGUAACCCAGCUGCUGAGACGGGGUUGGAGUCAGCAAUCAGGAACAGGAUCCUGACUUUCCUCAACCUAUCACCGGAGGAUUACAGCUUGGUGUUCACCGCCAACAGGACCAGUGCCUUGAAGCUACUGGCGGAUCCAUUCAGCAGCUUGAAGAAGGCUCUGGGAUACAGCAGCAGCAGCAGCAGCAAGAAAGAGGAGAUCAAGAAGAGGUCGAGGGGCCUUUUUGUGUUCCCACUGCAGUCGAGGAUGACAGGAGCAAGGUAUCCGUAUCUGUGGAUGAGGAUGGCGCAGGAGAGUGGGUGGCAUGUGCUUCUUGACGCUUGUGCGUUGGGCCCAAAGGACCUCGAUACCCUUGGCCUCUCUCUAAUCCAACCGGACUUCCUCGUCUGCUCCUUCUUCAAAGUUGUAGGCGAGGUCCCCUCUGGGUUCGCCGCCCUCCUCGUCAAGAAAUCCAGUGCCAGCUCCCAUCUCUUGGGGACUACAUCUGCGGUGUCAAGGGGCAUUGGGGCCAUCAGGAUCAUCCCAGCAGCGACGUUAUUGCGGUCUCAGCUCACUGAUGAUUUCUCAGGCACCUUCUCAGAAAACGAUACUGCAGCAAAUUUGUUCCCUGCUCCACCAUUGUCGGGUCAGAUCUGUAAUAGCACCAGGGACGCAUCCAAAAAGCAUUACAGUGUGAUGGGAGCGAAAACCAGUGAGACAUGCCAGACACUACUGUCUGCCUUAUCUGAUGACGAUGAUCAGAAUGAAGUUGUGGAAAUAGUGGAAGCUGGGAAGAUGCGGAGCGCCAAAGCAGAUGCUGGGAUAUUCGAAUGCAUGGGUUUGGAUCACGCGGACUCUCUAGGUCUAUUGCUUAUUAGUAGCAGACUCAGAUAUAUCACCAAUUGGCUAGUGAUGGCACUUACCAAACUGCGUCAUCCUAAUUCUUCCUCAGAGGCUAAUGGUCAUCCCUUGGUUAGGACCUAUGGGCCGAGAAUAAAGUUUGAAAGAGGGCCUGCAAUAUCAUUCAAUGUGUUCGAUUGGAAAGGAGAAAAGGUGGAACCUGCUCUUGUGCAGAAGCUAGCGGACAGAAGCAACAUCUCACUGGGUUGUGGGUUUCUACACAACAUUUGGUUCUCAGACAAGUAUGAGCAAGAGAGAGACGGAGUUUUGGAAACAAGGAGGAGGAGCGUUUGUCAUCAGACCAACAAAAAGAUCAAAGAUCAUGAGGGAAAUAUUGAUCUUGGAAUAGCUGUGGUGAAUGCUUCACUUGGUUUCCUGGCUAAUUUUGAAGAUGCUUACAAGCUCUGGUCCUUCAUUGCUAGAUUCCUGGAUGCCGAUUUCGUUGAGAAGGAGAGAUGGAGAUACAUGGCCCUUAACCAGAAGAUGAUUGAGGUCUAGAUUUUAGUGUUACCAAAAUUAAGUGUCAAGUUAUAAUUAUUCAUUCUAGUUAUACAAGAGCUGCUAAGCGUCUGUUUUCAUGCAGAAGAACAUCUACAUACAGCAUGGUUUUAUUAA
Messenger RNA from Asparagus officinalis (garden asparagus), 2430 nucleotides. RefSeq lists its product as uncharacterized. NCBI's taxonomy places the organism in Eukaryota, Viridiplantae, Streptophyta, Magnoliopsida, Asparagales, Asparagaceae. The record is from RefSeq and is a predicted model, not a curated record.